AUGGCUCCCUGUCUUAGCGUCUACGACAUUGAUUCGACAACCGGUCAACACCACAUCUUGAUUCGCCCACAAGACAAGCGAGAGAAACGAGUAGAUCGGUUCGUCGUCGACGAGGUGAAUACGAAUGAACGGCUUGCUAGGCUAUCCAUAUGGAAGAUCACCGACCCCCCCAACGGCACCCUCGUCGCUCAUCAGAUUACGUCGUUUAACACAUAUGCAACACAAUGCUGCUUUACCAUGGAUCUACGGGGAAACUACUUCGCAAGUGGACAGUACACCAUACGGAUUCUUCCAGGGAAAAGAAUACUUGGCCUUGGGAAGGAAGACAUCAGGAUCUACGCAGUUGAAUCCGACUUCAAACCAGUCUCAGGAAAGACUCCCGCACCAGUUGGCCCGCCAGCCGUACCACUCCAUACUCUAGCUUUGCCAGGGUUAAAGACGCAUAUUCGCAGCCCCCUUCAUUACGACCCUCUGAGUAACGCUUGCUUAUACCUUGCAAACGCUGAAGCAGUAGUCAAGUUAAUCAUUCCAUACGAAGACCGACCUCCGGCGACAGUGAAAUAUAUGCCUUAUACCUGGGACGACAACGACAGUUUUUGCGUGCUCAGUUCCCACCGUGCCUACGUUCAGACACGCGACCGUUUCUCCAGGAGGACGGCAAUGUUACUUGCUUAUGACAAUGAACAUUGUUCCAAAACUUGGGAGGUCCCUGAAGAGCGCGACUAUAUAUGGGGCUUCCUUCUCCUUGACGACUACUCGGGGCGAGUAGUUGAAAGGACAGGCAGGGACAAUGUCUUCGUAAACGAUUACUAG
Messenger RNA from Pleurotus ostreatus (oyster mushroom), 813 nucleotides. RefSeq lists its product as uncharacterized. The record is from RefSeq and is a predicted model, not a curated record. Lineage: Eukaryota; Fungi; Basidiomycota; Agaricomycetes; Agaricales; Pleurotaceae. Bases 1 to 813 code for a protein of 270 amino acids. The transcript is spliced from 3 exons.